This is a messenger RNA of Chelmon rostratus (copperband butterflyfish), 4933 nucleotides long. RefSeq names its product collagen alpha-1(XXVIII) chain-like. Lineage: Eukaryota; Metazoa; Chordata; Actinopteri; Chaetodontiformes; Chaetodontidae. The transcript is spliced from 36 exons. The record is from RefSeq and is a predicted model, not a curated record. Gene Ontology annotation, molecular function: serine-type endopeptidase inhibitor activity. Bases 256 to 3933 code for a protein of 1225 amino acids.
UACUCUAAACUUUUGCCAACGCACUGCUGCUGCUGCUGCUGCUGUAACUCUAAGUUGCCCAUUUGAGCUACAGACUCUCAGCUGUAUCCAACAGAAGAGGACACUCAAUUUGAUGCUCAGGACAUGGAACCAAACUGACUCUGAAUGACAAAUCUCCCCUUUUCCCUGUUUGCACUUUUUCUUAAUUUCCUCACUGCCAGGAGAGCUUUGUAGAGCAGAACACAUUGGAGACCAAAGUCAGCAACAUUGGAAGUCAUGGUCCCCUCACUGCACUGGCUCCUGCUUCUCUGGGGACUUCAAGGUCUUUGGGCACAGGACUAUGAGGAAGACUAUGAAGAAGAGGUUGUGACCACCAAGAAGAAGGGCAAACAAUUUUCAUCCAAUUCCAUACCACAAAAUGCCAAAUCACUCAUUGAUGAAGACUGCAGUUUGGAGUUGGCCUUUUUGAUCGAUAGCUCAGAGAGCGCCAAGGACAACCAUGCCCAGGAGAAGCGCUUUGCCUCGGACGUGAUGGACCGGCUGCAGGGCCUCCGGCUGCAGACGGGCCGGGGGCUCAGCUCCCGCGCAGCCCUGCUUCAGUACAGCAGUCAUGUCAUCAUAGAGCAGACCUUCAAACAGUGGAGGGGCUCUGACGACUUCAAAUCCCGAAUCUCUCCCAUCGUGUACAUCGGCCACGGCACCUACACCACCUACGCCAUCACCAACCUCACCCGUAUUUACCUGGAGGAGUCGUCUCCCAGCAGCAUCAAGGUCGCCAUUCUGCUCUUCGACGGCAUCUCGCACCCCAGGAACCCAGACAUAUUUUCUGCUGUGGCUGAUGCCAAGAACCAAGGCGUGCGCUUCUUCACCAUAGGCAUCACACCUGAAGCCAACGAGCCCGCCAAUGUAGCUCAGCUGAGGCUAAUUGCGAGCUCCCCAGCCUCGCGCUACCUUCACAACCUGCAGGACAGAGGCAUUGUGGAAAAAGUCAUCAAAGAAAUUACGGAGCUGGCAGAUGAAGGGUGUCCUCUGGCACUGAGCAAGUGUGCAUGUGAUAAGGGUGAAAGGGGACCCAUCGGCCCUCCUGGCAAGAAGGGUCGGUCUGGAGAAGAUGGAAGCCCUGGCACGAAAGGACAGAAGGGUGAGAGUGGGCUGAGUGGACUUCCAGGUCGGGAAGGAACAGAGGGGAAACCGGGAUACAAAGGAGAGAAGGGAGAGAGAGGAGAGUGCGGCACACCUGGAAUUAAGGGAGACAGAGGUCCUGAAGGUACAAUUGGCCCAAGAGGAAAUCGUGGACUGCAGGGUUUAACUGGUCCACCUGGCGAUGUCGGACCUGAAGGUGUAAUCGGGAAAAAAGGGGAAAGGGGACCUGCUGGGCCACCUGGAAUCCAAGGGGAAACAGGGAUCGGCCUUCCGGGACCCAAGGGCGAUGUUGGUUUCCAGGGACAACCAGGUCCUCCCGGUCCUCAAGGAGUUGGCGAGCCUGGACCACCGGGGCCUCAAGGGCCACAUGGAGUCCAAGGAGAGAGGGGACCAUCGGGAGAAGGUCUGCCUGGACCAAAGGGAGAGCGAGGCUUGGAGGGGCCACGGGGGCCCAGAGGACAACCAGGCGUGGGAAUCAAAGGAGACAAGGGGGAUUUUGGCCCUCCAGGUCUUCCAGGGCCCCUCGGCCUCCCAGGAGUAGGCAUACAGGGCGAGAAGGGCAUGGAAGGACCAAGGGGGCCACCAGGGAGCAGGGGGGCACCAGGAGAGGGCAUGCCUGGAUCCAAGGGAGAUCAAGGUUUGCCGGGUGAAGUUGGUGCUCCAGGAGAGAGAGGAGCUGGAGACCCUGGAGCUAAGGGUGAACCAGGAUCAACAGGAAUGCCUGGUUUGCCAGGCCUGCCCGGGGAGGACGGAGCCCCUGGACAGAAGGGUGAGCCAGGAGCUCUAGGUUUCAGGGGGCCAGAGGGGGCACCUGGAAUUGGCACCCAGGGGGAAAAGGGCGACCAAGGCCAAAGAGGGAUAAGGGGCUUGACUGGUCCACCUGGCAUUGCUGGACCCUCAGGACCAAAGGGAGAACCGGGGACACAAGGCAGGCUGGGUUUACCUGGUCCACCAGGCCGUUUCGUCGCAGGGCCCAAGGGUGAUGUUGGCCCAAGUGGUCCUCCUGGUCCAAUUGGGGAGACUGGCUAUGGACUUCCUGGUCCAAAGGGUGACCGUGGAGAUCGAGGCCCUGCAGGUCCAUUCGGUCCCAAAGGAGAUGGCUAUCCCGGCCCCACGGGCCCGCCUGGUCUGCCUGGACUUCCAGGAGAACCCGGUCUUGAGGGAGUAGGCAUCCCUGGACCAAAGGGGGAUGUUGGCUUCCGAGGGUUGCCUGGUUUACCAGGACCUCCAGGUGAAGGCCUCCAAGGACCUCCGGGUAACACGGGCCGGCCUGGCCCUCCAGGGCUACCAGGGCCACAAGGACAAGGAAUUCAAGGACCAAAGGGCGAACAGGGGGCGCAGGGUGUGACAGGGCCAAGGGGGCUACCUGGAGAUGGCUUUCCUGGAGCUAAAGGUGACCGUGGCUCGGGAGGGGAGAGGGGCCUGAAGGGAGUCAAGGGAGAUAUGGGAGACCCUGGAACCCCGGGGCAACCUGGUCGAACUGGUGUCAAAGGUGAAGCAGGCCUCACUAGAGAGGACAUCAUCCGAAUGAUCAAAGAGAUCUGCGGAUGUGGGAUCAAGUGUAAGGAGAGGCCUAUGGAGCUGGUGUUUGUCAUUGACAGCUCAGAGAGUGUGGGCCCGGAGAACUUUGAGAUCAUCAAGGACUUUGUAAACGCGCUCGUGGACCGAGUCACAGUGGGGCGCAACGCCACCAGGAUUGGCCUUGUGCUGUACAGCCUGGAGGUGAAGCUGGUGUUCAACUUGGCCCGCUACGUCACCAAACAGGACAUCAAGCAGGCCAUCAGGAACAUCCCGUACAUGGGAGAGGGCACCUAUACCGGCACGGCCAUCCGUAAAGCUACCCAGGAGGCCUUCUACAGCUCCCGCCUGGGCGUCAGCAAGGUGGCCAUUGUGAUUACUGACGGGCAGACGGACAAGCGAGAGCCGGUGAAGCUGGAUCUGGCGGUACGAGAAGCACAUGCUGCCAAUAUUGAGAUGUUCGCUCUGGGGAUUGUGAACACCUCCGACCCGACGCAGGCUGAGUUCAUGAGAGAGCUGAAUCUGAUCGCCUCUGACCCGGACGCCGAGCACAUGUUCCUCAUUGACGACUUCAACACCCUGCCAGCUCUCGAGUCCAAGUUGGUCAGCCAGUUCUGUGAGGACGAGAACGGAGCCCUGAUAUACAACAGAGUAACUAACGGCUACAACGGCUACAACGGCUACGGAACCAACGGCAACAGGAAUGGCAACAAUGGGAACUAUGCCAUCGGUGGCUAUGGGUACCGGCCAGUUACUGACACACUGAAUGGCCGUCAGAGUGGCACCAACACCGGCACCCACAGUAGUGGAGGCCGGGUAGAGACCACCCAGCAUGGCAGCAAAGGAUCCGGCACAGCACAUGGAGAAGGAGGGCAGCAUGUCUUCACUGAGACAACAAACUGGGGGACGGAGCGCGGGGACACAUUUACCCGCCACACCUCAGACGUCAGACCUGUCCCUCCUUCCAGAGACAACUCCUCCAGCACCCGGGGCUCCUCCUCAUCUUCAUCUUCCUCUAAAAACGUAACCGUAUCAUCCUCAGGUGUAUCUGUGGAGCAUGUGCCCGCACCAAGACCAGCUCUUCCCCAAGAGACCGUGCCGCUGGACCCUCGCUGCGGCUUGGUUCUGGAUCAGGGCACGUGUCGGGACUAUAACAUCCGCUGGUACUACGACAAGCAGGCCAACGCCUGCGCCCAGUUCUGGUACGGAGGCUGCAACGGCAACAAGAACCGCUUUGACACAGAGGAGGAGUGCAAGAGGACGUGUGUGAUCGGCAGAUCAACAGGAGGCUGAGUGAAGGCAUCUGCCGUACAUCUGCUGUAGAUACUUCAAGGAGGGGCAGCUAAUACCAGCCUUUUUUUACAGGGUUAUGUAAAGUAUCUGCAUAAUUCUCAGGCAUGUACAUGUACACUGAUGUUCCUUACCACCGUUCCAUUUGACUUCCUGUCUUUGUGUCCCCUCCUGUAGCACUUAUUGUAAAAUUAUCCUCUUCUAACUACAGUGAAAGAGAGCUUUGAUAGAUACCUCCAAUGUUGUUUUUGUUUUUAUAUCAGCAUCUAUACUCCAUCUACUCAGGAAUACAGGUGAUCACUCUCACUGUGUGUGUCCAAUGAUUCCCACACCGAUGGGACAUGAUCGUUUCUUUCAUUCGCAGGCUGUGAGUGCUGCAGAGAUUGUGACAAAACGGACUGUUUGCCCAACAUGACCAGCAAUAACUCUGGUUCCUCGUCAAUGUUACAAUCAUAAAGCGCAGCAAUCAAUCAAUAUGCCAUAAAGACACAGUGUAGCCAUUCAUUUCUCCACUCAAACAAUCACUGUAGGGUGUAUUAGUGCAUACUUACAGGAGCCAGUAACACACAGCAGAAAUGAAGCCUCUCAUCACUUAUAUCAAAACAUUAUAUAAAAGUUUGUUUUUUUAUAGGAAAUAACUGAUGCUCUGUAACUUCAUGGAAUAAUUUUAUACAUUUGAAUGUGUUUUUUUUAGGUUUUCUGAAUGAAAAUGUGAUGUUUUGUGUUUACAUCGUGUCUUUCUCACCUCUAACUGUCGACAUUUGUUCAAGCAGUAGUCUUACUCCAGAAUACUGAUGGACAGACACACAUAUACACACACUGCCCUCUACUGGGUAACACACAACUCGAUGCUGCAUGGGCAGAAUUUUACUGCCAUUGUUGAGCAACUGUUCUGUCACUUUGUUAACCAGCUGUGUCAACUGUGUAAAUCCAAACUGCACCGUUUUUAGGACAUGGUCAACAUUUGAUGCCGGACAUUUUUAAUAAAUCUCGUAUAAACUAA